Messenger RNA from Monosiga brevicollis MX1, 1962 nucleotides. RefSeq lists its product as uncharacterized. Lineage: Eukaryota; Choanoflagellata; Craspedida; Salpingoecidae. The record is from RefSeq and is a predicted model, not a curated record. Bases 1 to 1962 code for a protein of 653 amino acids. The transcript has 10 exons.
AUGUUUCGACGUCACCCCAAGCCUGAAGCGGCGGAAAAGCCCAGUUCGCCGGAUGUAGCUACUGCCGCUGCCGCCCUGGAUCAAAGCAGUACUGAGCUGCUCACCUCAGAAAAAUGGCGCAAGGCACUACUCAGCGGACUCUUGGAGCGAUACAAGCUUCAGCAAUCCAAAAGCACCAUGGAGCAAAUCCUUGAUGGCGAGGCCGCCAUCUACGUGCCACCCCUGCUACAGGUCCUGCACGGUACGAUCCCGUUGGCUGUGCUACACGUCCCCAGGGCACUCACGGUACCUCGCCUCUCUGAUGAUACUUGGGCCUUUUCCUCGACAACACCAGAUCGUCGAGCCGUGUGUGUGCGUGACUUUCUGAGCAACGUUCUCAAGUCGGGGCUCUACGAUGCGCGCGCGCGCGUCCUGCUUCGUGACUUUGCCUUGUGGCUCGACAUGAGCCUGCUGGAGCUGGCCCAAGAAGAGACUCAGAUUGCUGACAAGCUCACGCGCUAUCGCAACGAGCAUCAGGCCGAGGUGGAGGCAGAGAUGCAAGAACAAGAACGCCGAGCCCGCAAUUCCAAGUGGUUCAAAGUUGGCGUGGCGGGCGUCAUUGGUGGUGUGGCUAUCGGCCUGACUGGUGGCUUGGCUGCACCGCUGGUGGCGGCGGGCAUGGGAGCUGUUUUUGGCACUGGGGCAGCCGUGGCACUGGGUACCACGGCAGGCAUCUACGCGAUUGGCACACUCUUUGCCGUCGGGGGUACCUCCCUGACGGGUUACCACAUGCAUCGACGAGUGGGCAAGCUGGAGGAAUUCUACUUUAUGCAUUUGUCGCGAACUGAGCAGCUGGACGUGACCAUCUGCGUCAGUGGGUGGGCCCCCGAGGACGAACCCUUGGCUGACUACGUCAACCCUUGGCUGGCCUUGCCAGCUGGAAGUGACUAUUUUGCCCUCGUCUGGGAGCGGGAACCCGUCCACGCACUGACUCGUGCCCUGACCCGAAUGCUCAAAGACCAAGCCGUCGGCAUGGCUGUCAACGAGGUCAUCAAACACACUCUUCUAGCUGGCCUCAUGGCGGCCGUGGCCUGGCCUGCAGGCCUCCUCAAGGUUGCAAGCCUUCUGGACAACAGCUGGAGCGUUGCCUUGAAUCGGGCCGAUCAUGCUGGCGUAGAGCUCGCAAAUGUCCUGCUCUCGCGCCAACAAGGGGGUCGCCCGGUGCGCCUCGUCGGAUAUGCCCUUGGUGCUCGCGUCAUCUUCAGCUGUCUUCAAGAGCUGGCCAAGCGCAAGCAAAGCCAGGGUUUAGUGGAAAGCGUCGUCAUGAUGGGACUCCCUGCCUCGGGCGCCCCCGAUCAAUGGAAACAAAUCGACCGAGUUGUCGCCGGCUCGAUUCAGGUCUUGCACUCGACCGAGGAUUGGCUCCUCAAGUUCUUGUUCCGAGGCACUUCUGUGGAGCUCGUGGUGGCCGGUGUGGAAGGCGUCAUGGAUGUCCCCUUUGUACAAAAUGUCAACGUCACCGCUUUGGUGGGUUCAUGGCACAGCAACUAUCACGCCAAGUUUCGCCAGCUGCUCGGACUCGCUGGCCUGAGUGAAAAUGGUCAAAUGCAGUACCGGGUCGCCAUGAGCCAGGAGCCUGAGGCGGCCGCGUUGGCCGCGGCUACGGGUGUGCAGGCCGUCGAAGAUGACUUUAUGGCACAGCCGGGUUGUGCCUUGGUCGUCACCGACGCCGGACCUUCCAUCAAUGUGCAAGAGCAGCGUCGUUUCAAGCGCUGGGCGGCAGGCUUUUUGACGCAGGCUGAGCUCGAGGCCCAGCUACCCGUGGAGGUUGAGGAGGAAGAGGCGUCUGCCGAGAAGACCGACAAAAAGGCUGCCGACAAAAAGGCUGCCGACAAAAAGGCUGCCGACAAAAAGGCUGCCGACAAAAAGGCCGCGGCAAACCGCAAGCCGUCGCUGACGCCCAGCACCACCACUGACCCUUAG